CACACUCUUCCUCCCCACACACAUGCACACACACUCUCUUCCUCCCCACACACAUGCACACUUUCCCAGCCUUGCACACCAGCAGCACAGCCACUGACAAGGGGAAAAGGCAAAGAGAACUCCCAGCUCCUGAUCCACAGAAUCCAGGGGACCACCAGGAUCCAGGGACCCCCCCAGAAACCACAGGGGCAAUAAGCAGCUUUAGAACCUUAAGAUCACAGCUCUAAGAAUCUACAUACUACAAGGACCCAGAGACCACCAGGGACCAAGGACAGCUGGCAUCCAAGAAAAAGAGACCCCCGCUGGCUCUAGGAUCCAGAGACCACCAUUAACCCAUUCCAGUAUGACAGAAGUGAUGAACAAGUGUGAGCCGGCAAUGGAAGAAUUUACAUUGGCUCCACCGUCCGGAGCAGAAGGACACGCCGUUCAGAUUUUUCCAGAUUCACAUGAGAAACACCCCAAGCUGACAAAGAGAUUGCCUUCGAUAGUUGUAGAGCCGACGGAAUCUGGAGACGUUGAGAGUGGAGAACUGCGUUGGCCACCGGAGGACCUGAAACCAUCAGAUGACAAAAGCACCGCCCGGGAUCAGAGAGAUGCAAAGUCCUGUAAAGGCCAGUGUUCUGAUGCAGAAGGUGCUUCUUAUUCAUCUCAGGAAGAAGAACGUGGAAGUAAUAAUUGAAAGCCUUCUGGAUUUCUCCUGGGAUUCUCUCGCAUUUCUUUGUUUUUUUAUUUUUUUAAGUCUUCAUCU
Spea bombifrons (plains spadefoot toad) is the source of this 748-nucleotide messenger RNA. RefSeq names its product LBH domain containing 2 (gene LBHD2). Lineage: Eukaryota; Metazoa; Chordata; Amphibia; Anura; Pelobatidae. The transcript has 4 exons. The coding region runs from base 344 to 679 and encodes 111 amino acids. The record is from RefSeq and is a predicted model, not a curated record.